This is a messenger RNA of Penicillium riverlandense, 498 nucleotides long. RefSeq lists its product as uncharacterized. The transcript has a single exon. Lineage: Eukaryota; Fungi; Ascomycota; Eurotiomycetes; Eurotiales; Aspergillaceae. The coding region runs from base 1 to 498 and encodes 165 amino acids. The record is from RefSeq and is a predicted model, not a curated record.
AUGCCUUUCUCAAGGCUCAGCAAGGAAGGCAUGGAUCACUGGUCUGAGUAUCCUCUGGACACUCCGUAUAAUGUCCGGCAGUGGCAGCAAGCUUGCAUUGGCCACUACCACGAAGCCGCUGGCCCGGAGAGCCCGGAAGUUCAUUCGGAGCAUGACGCUCCUCGAGAGCCGAAAAAGCGACGGCUAGAGAUUCACGAUACGCGAAGCUUCUUCCCUGGGAAUAUACAACAGGGCGUUGAGUCCCAGGAUACAUCUGAAAGUUGCAAAAAGGAUGAACAAGCGACGUCGAGGCCAAUAUACCAGCCAGCUACGCAGAAACCUUCAUCAGAAGUCCAGGAAUAUCAACAAACUCUCAGACGAGCUCUGAUGGAACCUUCCAGCUCCCUUAGUUUGGACAAUGGGGCAAAUAUUUAUCCCGACACACCCCAGGCCAUCUAUACCCCAACUUCAUGGACCGGAGCACCGUCUCUCAAUUUCCAACGACAGUUUCUUUGGUGA